CGCACGCGCCUCCGGACCGAGAGCGGAGCCGCCUCCCGCCGGCAGGACCGGGCCGCAGCGCGCGCUGGGAAAUGGAGUUCGAGGGGCGGCAGCCGCCGAAGGGCCUCGCGGCCUGCAGCUGCGCCCUGCGUGCGUCAAUGAAAAUAAGUGAGCAGUCCCAGUCUAAAUGGUCAUGUGAUGUCAUUUGUGAUGAUGUCAUAAGAACUAAAGUAACAAUGAGAGAAAUUCUGGAAGUUUGAAUUUGUGCACUGACUAGCAACCACUUUCAAUGUUUCAUCACUUCGGCAAACCUGGAGAAGGGUUCCAAGUGCCGAUUCCGUCACUGUGAAAAAGCCCUUGGCAGUGAGAUUGUGUGCUCGUUAUGGAGAGAGGGAAGAUGUUCACAUCAGCUUUGCCAUUUUAGACAUAUGGAAAUACAGCAAAAAUACAACAGAAUCUCAUGUUUCUGGGAAACACAGCCUUUAGGCUGUGUGAGGAUCAGUUGUGUCUUCCAUCAUAGCAAACCUCGUAAUAUAAAUGGACUUUUUUUGCCACCUAGUAGCAAUGCCACACUCCAAAAGGAAGUUCAAGAAGGAACUCUGCAUCCUGCCCACACUCAAGAACCCUUAAAAGGUCAAGAAAGCAUUUUAAGACCCAUUCAUCCUCCACUGAUCAUAAACAUCAGCCUGGAGGAGGAAGAGGAAGAGGAAGAAGAGGAGAACUAUGCCUCUUAUUUAUUGACAAAGACUCCGGCAGACAUUGAGGAAGAAAAAGCAAUAAAGGAGAUGUGUUAUAAAUCUGGAGAAUAUUACAGAAUUCAGACUCCUCUGGAGAACCAGUCAGCAAAAAUCAUGUCUUCAACACUGGAUAAUGAGCUAUUGAAACCCAUGGAAACUGGCAGAGACUUACAGGAAGGUGAUGGUGUUACAGUUCCAACAAAGUUUAAUAUUAUAGAAAGACAAGGAGAGGUAACAGCAUCAUUAGAUGGUAACACCAGGACUGAUCUUGGAGCCUUUGAAAAUGGAGGAGGUGAUUGUUAUGUACCACAAAGGAGCAUAUUUGUUGGAGGGAAGCAAAGUGAAAUAUUAACUGGAGAAAAAGAAUUAAUUACGUCCAGACGUUCAGAUGUGAAAGCAAUGAGUCACACUGAGCCAGUAAAGAAGCGUCACUUUAAAGGAGUGAAGAAAAAGAAAUGGAUUUCUGAAGAACCAAAAAACUCAUUCAGCAUGUUUGCAGGCAAAGCAAUGCAUGCUUCAAACCCAAAAGGUAAAGCAAAUUGCCAACAAAAUGAUCAAAGCAAGGAUGCUGAAAAUACUUAUGUUCCAUCUCAAAGAGCCACUGGUAGAAGCAUUUCCUUGAAUUCUCCAGAACCUGGAAGAUCAACAAACAUGACCUACAGUAAUGUCAGUGUUACCAAAGAAUCCAAGCUGAAUCUGUCUACAGACAAAUGGACUGCAGCAUCCUAUAAUUCACCAGCUUGGAGAAAAAGAAGCCCACAUACAAAAGCAUACUCUAAAUCUGAAAAAAUCUAUUCAGAUCCAAAAAGAAAUGGAAGCAAGUAAAAAAGAGAAAGAAAGAGACUUCGAGAAAAUAAAGUGAAGCACAAUCCAUCAUACAAUUUACAAUAAAAAAUGAUAAAAAUGCAAAUUCAA
Mauremys reevesii (Reeves's turtle) is the source of this 1631-nucleotide messenger RNA. It is a transcript of the gene ZC3H11D, whose product is annotated as chromosome 1 C12orf50 homolog. Gene Ontology annotation, molecular function: metal ion binding. The coding region runs from base 408 to 1541 and encodes 377 amino acids. NCBI's taxonomy places the organism in Eukaryota, Metazoa, Chordata, Testudines, Geoemydidae. The record is from RefSeq and is a predicted model, not a curated record. The transcript is spliced from 13 exons.